UGGGCUGCCGUGAGCACGCCGGCCGAGCGAGGGAGUGGAGAGAGUGAAAAGGAAGAGAAAGAGCUGGAGACGCAGCCUGCCAGAUCCGCCAUGUUGUUGUUCUCUUCCUCUGUAGACAGCCCGAUUGGCUGCAUGCGCAGAAUCGGCUUACUCGACAUGGUACAACUCGAUGCUGCGCGCAAAGUUUUUCCUCCUCGACCGUUGUUCAGCCGAUGCCAGCCGAUGAGAGCAACUGGCAACGCUGAUCCAGGUUGA
Molecule: messenger RNA, 255 nt
Organism: Protopolystoma xenopodis
Lineage: Eukaryota; Metazoa; Platyhelminthes; Monogenea; Polystomatidea; Polystomatidae
Source: the annotation of a GenBank genome assembly